AAUUAAUAAUAAAGUAAAGAUUCAUCAGGUCUCAGCAGACAACAGUUCUUGAUUAAUCACUGUUUCUCUUCAACUCACACACACACAAACACUCAGAGUGGACUUUGUGUCUACUUUGUGACAGCUAUCAAGCAUCAAGGUUCAGCCAACACAAUGAUUAUUCUCCUCUUGUGAGGUCACGUCUUAACGUUGGAAGUGAUUAAAUUCUGAUUAGCCAUGACUUACUCAUCCCCUGGAGCUAUAAAAGCCUUUGGCUACCUGACAGAAGGCACCGUUAGGUCCAAGAACCCCAGGAGUUAAGGUUGAUCUUGCUCAGCUGCAGCCAUGAAAUUCUCCCUUGUUGCCGCUCUUGUUGUUGUGCUGGCUGUUGCCCAUGGCACUGAGUCCGUGUCACUGGUGAAGCGUGAUGUCCAGGCUGAGGUGGACAAAAUUACUAAGCUCAUCAAUGACAUGUCAACCAGCAUCACCAGCGCAACCCAGGAAAUGGUGGAGAAGGUGAAGGCUCUUGAGGUGACCAACACUGCCCAGACUUACAUGGAAGACAGCAGGGCCCAGAUCCAGCCUCUGGUUGAGAAGGUCCAGGCUGAGGCCGCCAAGCUGCAGGAGCAGGUCAAGCCAUUCAUCGCCAACAUUGAGGAUCAGAUCAAGCCACUGACCGACAACUUCAAUGCCCAGGUCAAGCCACUGACCGACAACUUCCACGCCCAGGUCAAGCCUCUGACCGACAUCAUGGAGAAGUUCUUCAAGCAGGUGAUGGACCAGACCAAGGCCCUGCUCCCCCCCCAGUAGAGCUUAUUGUUGGUUUGUUCCAGCUGCAAUAACAUCCAUGGGCUAAUGCUCAGGAUGCUUCACUGGUGUUUGUCUGUUAUACUCCUCUGUCUUUAAGUCAUCUGUGAUGUGAUGUUUAAAAUGCCAUCAUUAAAGGGGUUUAAAGUCAUCAGUUUGACUUGAUUUGUUCUUUAUUUUGGCUUGUAUGAGUAUUUCUAUAUUUGAUUUGCAUUCUGAGUACAGGGAUUAAUUUAUGGAAAGCAAAAGGGCAAGUAAUAAGGUUGAAAUGAAAUAAAUUGAAGGGAAAGUCAAUAUAAACAUUACCCAUAACCUGGGCCCUCGGGGUUUUCCAUCAUUCAUAGUUCAAUAUUCUGAAGUAGGCUGUUAAAUAGGUUGGAGUCCAGUUAAGUAUAGAUACGAUCAGGGUGAUGGGAUUAACCCAAAUUCAUGGAUGUAUUGACUUUAAACCAAUAAUUAACCUAAUGCACAAUCAGAAUGAUCUGACUGUGGAAAAGCUGAACAAGUCUUGCUUCAUCUGUUUUUUUUUUAUCACAGCCACCCUUCAGCUCAGGAGAAUGACAAGAUAAAAGAAAAGA
This is a messenger RNA of Thunnus maccoyii (southern bluefin tuna), 1364 nucleotides long. Its product is annotated as type-4 ice-structuring protein LS-12-like. The record is from RefSeq and is a predicted model, not a curated record. Gene Ontology annotation, biological process: lipid transport; lipoprotein metabolic process. Gene Ontology annotation, molecular function: lipid binding. The coding region runs from base 325 to 789 and encodes 154 amino acids. Lineage: Eukaryota; Metazoa; Chordata; Actinopteri; Scombriformes; Scombridae. Gene Ontology annotation, cellular component: extracellular region. The transcript is spliced from 4 exons.